Messenger RNA from Thunnus maccoyii (southern bluefin tuna), 2122 nucleotides. It is a transcript of the gene psg4, whose product is annotated as sialic acid-binding Ig-like lectin 5. The record is from RefSeq and is a predicted model, not a curated record. The coding region runs from base 116 to 1843 and encodes 575 amino acids. NCBI's taxonomy places the organism in Eukaryota, Metazoa, Chordata, Actinopteri, Scombriformes, Scombridae. The transcript is spliced from 8 exons.
AGGCAUCAAAGUGAAGUACAUUGCACCAGGAGCGCAAUGAAACAAUACAACUUCCCCCUCUUCUUUCCACUGUUCAUCUCCCCUCUGUCUGUGCUGGCAGUGCAGGGUUGCAGUCAUGCAUGCGGACACUGUCUUUCUUGUGUGUCCUCUGAUUUUUGCCUUGUGGAGGGGGGUCCAGGCUUUAUCUCCUGAACCCUCAGUCCCUGAGCGUGUCCAUGCUCUGGUGGGCUCCUGCGUGGUGAUUCCUUGCUCCUUCACUCCUGCAGCUCCUCAUCCUCACAAGGGCAGGAGGGAGAGGGUGGAUGUCCGGCUGAGGUUCAGAGGUGGUGGCCACUUCUUCCCUCUCCGCAGCACUGCUUUUAACAGCGAGGACAGAGAUCAAGUGAGCAGGGAUUUCCAAGGCCGGACAUCCCUCAUUGGGCGAAUCGUAGAUGGGGACUGCUCUGUGAAGAUCGAAAGGAUCAGCCUGGAUGACUCGCGGGUCUUUGAGAUCGCUCUAAAGAGAGGUGAUGACUUACUUUGGGGGAAGCCAAGGAGCUUUAAUCUAGAUGUUGUGGACACUCCUGAGGCUCCUGUCGUCAGCGGCACGUUGUCAGCCACAGAGGGACAGCUGGUCACCCUAAACUGCACCGUCAGCUACCACUGCCCCUCAAGACCUCCUGCCCUCCGGUGGCGCUGGGAGAGGGGAGCGCAGCUGAACAGCAGUGAGCCCGGCGAAGUACAGACUCUCUACCCCCAGGCCCACAGGCCGAUGUUACUGGCUUCUAUGUCCUUUACUGUGUCACACCGGGUGAAACCCAGAGUCAGAUGUGAGGUCAGCUACCCAGGAGCCAAAUUAAUGGCCACUUCAAAGGAUCUGCAUGUCACAUUUCCACCAAAAGAUGUGAAGGUUCAGGUGCAGUCCUUGACAGUGCAGGAGGGGGGCAGUGCUUUGCUGGUCUGCUCAUGUAAAGCUGACCCACCAGCAUCAGAGUACCACUGGUCCUACAGCCAAUACGGCCAUACGGUGCACCUCCACAAGCGCACACAGACAGUCCGUGUGUACAACGUGACCCGAGACAUGAAGGUCCGCUGCUCAGCUCAGAACCUGAUUGGGCGAGGAGAAUCCCGGCCCACACCGUUGAACAUACAAUAUAAGCCAGUCAUCCUCCGGCUGUCUUCCACCUGUGUUGUAGAGGAGUUGGAGGUGCUUUGUCGCUGUUUGGUUGACUCCAACCCGAGACCUGCAGUCACCUGGAGCGUUAAUGGAACUGUUCCACCUCGUGAUUACAACGUGUCGGUAACAUCAGAGUCUGACACGCUAACAGCCACUCUGAGGGGCCACAUGGACAAACCUCAGACAGUGAUCUGCUUCGCUUUCAAUGCACUUGGAAACGACUCCCUGAUUUUGGUGCAAGGAGGAGACGAGACAGCAGCUCUGUUGUGGUCGGUGGUACCUGCUGUGGCCAUUUGCCUGGUCAUAUUCCUUAUAUCUCUUAUUUUCUACUGCUGCCGUAAGAGAGCUGGAAGACAUGUUCUGAGACGUCCAGCCGUGUACCCUGGAGGAAUGGGAAUUUAUCAGGACCGGAUGCCCCUCUACAUUAACUGCACAGAGGUGACCCAUAUCUACGCCAACGGCAGCUACCAACUUGUAUACCAGAACUGCACACCUCUUUUCGUCCGUACUAAGCAGAUCCGUCCCAUGGGCAGAAGAGGUGGGGAGAGGCGAGUCGGGGAGAGAAGAAGAGGUGGAGAGGUUGGACGUAUAGACAGACGAGGUGCUUUGGGAGUCAGAGGCACAAGGGAGGUGCAGGGUACUUCUGCGGCUGAUGCUGAGACAGCCAUCUACCUGGAGAUCCUCUAAAAUCAUUGUGGAGAAGUCAAGUGAUUCACUUUUAUAUGAUUCAUUCUCAUACUGAUGAUGAAUUAAUGUUUUUUAGAGCUGCAACGAUUAGUUAAUUAAUCGAUGAGUUGCCAACUAUUAAAUUAAUCGCCAACUACUGUGAUAAUCGAUAAAUCAUUUGUAUCAUUUUUUUAGAAAAAAAUGUCCAAAUUCUCUGAUUUCAGCCUCUCAAAUUUGAAAUGUUUCUCUAGUCUUCUAUGACAUUAAACGGAAUAUCUUUGGAUUGUGGACAAAACAAGA